Aspergillus brunneoviolaceus CBS 621.78 is the source of this 2512-nucleotide messenger RNA. RefSeq names its product substrate-binding domain of hmg-CoA reductase. Gene Ontology annotation, cellular component: endoplasmic reticulum membrane; peroxisomal membrane. Gene Ontology annotation, biological process: ergosterol biosynthetic process; isoprenoid biosynthetic process; coenzyme A metabolic process. The record is from RefSeq and is a predicted model, not a curated record. The transcript has 14 exons. Gene Ontology annotation, molecular function: hydroxymethylglutaryl-CoA reductase (NADPH) activity. Lineage: Eukaryota; Fungi; Ascomycota; Eurotiomycetes; Eurotiales; Aspergillaceae. The coding region runs from base 59 to 2512 and encodes 817 amino acids.
CCAACUCCUACCCCUUCCCACACCACUUCCCCAUUCACUGGGCGCAUGUAUUUACGACAUGACAUGUCAAUAUUCGUCAUCUCAUCUGUCUGAAUCCAAGAACAAUGGCAUCGGUGACUGCAGAGCCCAGUCUGACUGGGUAUUGGGCUUAGUGGUAGGCCACGCGUGUCGACGUCCUAUUCACACUCUGCUCGUGACUGCCCUUGUACCAGAGGGAGCUUUCGAAGCAGCGAACACGUCUUUUCCCGUCGAGAAAAGUCCUCCAUUUAUCUCGUCCCGGUCCGUCCAAGCAGAGCCGAUCUCUCCGACUUCGAAUCUAUUCACCUCCUUCUUCGAUGAGUUUUCUCUGGUGUAUCAGGUCCCCUACAGCCAUUUGAGCAUGUUUCUGGGAGAUAUACAAGUAGUCGCAUCGGGUGACGAAGAUAUAACGUGGGCGAUCCAGCGCCCCCGCGGAGAAGGGAAGCCCCUUUCGCUGGGCGGCUGGGCCCAGCACGCCGAGAUAGUAGAUGUGGUCAUCAUUAGGCUCGGGUAUCUGGCUCUUAAUAUGACCGUAGUCUCACUAUUCCGCGCAAUGCGUCACCUGGGGUCGCGUGUCUGGCUGGCAAGCUCCGUCAUUCUCUCCGGGGCAUUUGCCUUCGUGCUGGGACUCGUGGUCACGACGGCCUGUGGUGUCCCGAUAGACGUACGGCUGCUCUCAGAGGGUCUUCCCUUUUUGGUGCUGACGAUGGGUUUCGAGAACCCCUACGAUUCACCCGGCCUUUCUCGUGAACCGCAGCAGAACAAUCAGCUCAGCUCAAUCCCUACCACCAUGCAGACGGCCAUCAAUGCACAAGGCUGGUCGAUCGUCCGCUCAUACCUUCUGGAAAUCAGAGCCCUCGCGCUGGGAGCGGCCCUGCGGUCCCACGACCGGUUCGGCCAGUGCUGCUUCCUGGCCGCGUGGACACUGGUCUUCGACGCCGUCCUGCUCCUUACUUUCUACGCGACUGUUCUCUGCAUUAAGCUGGAGAUCACCCGCGUCCGGUUUCCAGAUACAUACCAUCAGGCGGACGAGCGGUGUGGCCCCCAUAUAUUUGGAUACAAGGUCAAGCCGGCGAACGUGGCGCGCCGGAAAUUAAUAAUGGUGGGCGGCUUCGUGCUCGUCAACAUGCUGCAACUCUUGCUAUUUGUCCCGUUUAAGAUGGCCGCCAAUGGACUUAAUGACAUCUACCUGGCGGCCCGCGCGGCAGGCACUGAGAGGCGCGUGACGGUGCUUCCUCCCAUUCGAUAUACGCUCCAUGCUUCCUCCUCGACAACGAAACCGGUUGACGGGGUUUUCAUAGAAAUAGAGAGUCCGGUGGCUCGACUGUGUCUGAUCGGCAUAUUGGUCGUCAGUCUUAUCCUCAACAGCCACCUGAUGCAUGCCGCGCGCUGGCAUGCUGCCGACGCACCCAACGCCCCAGAAGAGACGGAAGCUCUGCUCAAAUCCGACCAGGCGGAAUCACUAACCGAUGAGGAACUAGCUACUCUCUGCCUCCGCGGCAAGAUUGCAGGCUACAGCCUAGAAAAGACUCUGGAAAACAUAGCCCCAGGCUCAUCCAGACUCGAAGCCUUCACCCUUGCCAAUAUUGGGGACUCUCUUCUCCCCUACUGUGACUACAACUACAAGCUCAUGCACGGUACCUACUAUAUGAAUAUGAUCGGCUAUCCAUCACUCCCGCUGGGUCUUACAGAGCCUCUACUUAUUAAUAGACAGAUGUAUUUGAUUCUAAUAACUAUAAUAGAAGAUAUACUGGUUGCGAGCGCCAGCUGCGACUGCAAAACUAUUAAUAUAAUUAACAGCGCUGUAACACUACUCAAGUAUAAUAGUAUAAUACAAAAUCUAUAUUUAAGAUCUUUUAUAUCAUACUGGAUCAAAUUUCUCACCGGUUAUAUAACCAGAAUAUAUUCAUAUAUCUGGCUUUGGACUACCAUCGGCAACACAAUAAAUAUAAAUAUAGUUUCAAAAAAGAUUGAGAGGAUGCUGCGCGGAAAAUCGGUUAUUAUAGCAACAAUAAUUUCUAUAUGUACUGUUCGAAAAAUACUAAAAAUAAAGGUUAAUAUAUCAAUCAAGCUUAAUACGGCUAAGAAUCUUAUAAACAGUAUAAUAGCAGGCAGCAUCGGGAGGUUUAAUAUCUAUAAUCCCGCCCAGAAUUCAAAAAUUAGUAGUUGUAAUACUGCGAUGAAGAAUAUCAACAGCAAUCUGCAUAUUGCCGUCUUCAUGUUCUUAAUGAAAGUUGGGAUAAUUGGGGGCGGCAUAAUCGUUGAGAUGCAGGGUGCUAUGCUAGAUUUACUGGAGAUGCGCGGCGUUCAUCCCACCGACCCGGGCGCGAAUGCCUGCUGCUUGGCUCGGAUUAUUGCUGCUGCGGUACUAGCUGGCGACUUGAGUACUUGCUCAGCGCUGGCGGUGGGCCGCUUGGUGAACGCGCAUAUGCAGUAUAAUCCUAGUGCUGCGGCGUCGGGAAAGAAAAACUUUGAGGAUGGAGGAAGACAUUAA